Leopardus geoffroyi (Geoffroy's cat) is the source of this 1648-nucleotide messenger RNA. RefSeq names its product transmembrane serine protease 11D (gene TMPRSS11D). Bases 1 to 1518 code for a protein of 505 amino acids. Gene Ontology annotation, molecular function: serine-type endopeptidase activity. The transcript is spliced from 11 exons. Lineage: Eukaryota; Metazoa; Chordata; Mammalia; Carnivora; Felidae. The record is from RefSeq and is a predicted model, not a curated record. Gene Ontology annotation, biological process: proteolysis.
AUGCUGGCCCAGCUCACCGGUGGUGAGAAUUUUAAUAUCACAUCACCACCUGUGCUACAGGCUGUCAGCGUGCCACCUACCACCGAGUCCUCGUUACCAUCUGGGUGUCUUGUUCUAAGGCCAGCACGGGUACCAUCAGCCUCAAGAUUCCUGAAUCCCUAUGUAGUGGGUUUCGUUGUUGUGGCAGGAGUGGUAAUCCUGGCAGUGACCAUAGCUCUACUCAUCCACUUUUUAGCCUUUGAUCAAAAGUCUUAUUUUUAUCAUAGCAGCUUUCAAAUCCUAAAUGUCAAAUACAGUAAUCAGUUAAAUUCACCAGCUACACAGGAAUAUAGGGAUUUGAGUGGAAGAAUUGAAUCUAUGAUUACUAAAACAUUCCAAGAAUCAAAUUUAAGAAAUCAAUUCAUCAGAGCUCAUGUUGUCAAACUGAGGCAAGAGGGUAAUGGUGUGAUAGCAGAUGUUGUCAUGAAAUUUAAAUUCACUAGAAACAACAAUGGAGCAUCAAUGAAAAGGAGAAUUGAGUCUGUUUUACACCACAUGCUGAAUAACUCUGGAAACUUGGAAAUAAACCCUUCAACUGAGAUAACAUGCAACUAUACUAAGUGUUACGAUAUUGAAAUGCUUUCCUAUCUAUCGGUAAACCACCACUGUACCAAGCCCACAAAGAUGUCUCCCCAGCCUCUUCAAAUCCUCCCAUCCUUACCCCCAGACUCUCAGUUCAUCCCCCUGCAAUUGAAGACAAUUACUGACCAGGAUACAGUGGAUAUGUUCACUCAAGGAUGUGGGGCCCGUACAGACCUAAUAACUCUGUCUGCGGAGAGGAUCCUAGGAGGCACUAAGGCUGAGGAAGGAGACUGGCCAUGGCAAGUCAGUCUACAGACGAAUAAUGUUCACCACUGCGGAGGCAUCCUGAUCAGUAGCAUGUGGAUCUUGACAGCAGCUCACUGCUUCAGAAGCUACCCUAAUCCUCGUCAGUGGACCGUCACUUUCGGUGUUUCAACAACAUUUCCUAAACAGAGAAGAGGAGUAAGGACUAUUUUAAUCCAUAGCAAUUAUAACCCUGCAACUCAUGAAAAUGAUAUUGCAGCUAUACAACUUGACAGAGGCAUCGCCUUUACCAAAGAUAUCCAUAGGGUGUGUCUCCCGGAGGCUACCCAGAAUAUUCCGCCUGGGUCUACUGCUUAUGUAACAGGAUGGGGAUCUCAAGAAUAUGGCGGUAGCACAGUUUCAGAUCUACAGCAAGCACGGGUCAGAAUAAUAAGUAAUGAUGCAUGUAAUGCACCAACUAGUUAUAAUGGAGCUGUUUUGUCGGGAAUGCUAUGUGCUGGACUACCUCAAGGUGGAGUGGAUGCAUGCCGAGGUGACUCUGGUGGCCCACUAGUUCAAGAGGACUCACGGCGGCUUUGGUUCCUUGUGGGGAUAGUAAGCUGGGGGGAUCAAUGUGGUCUGCCAGAUAAGCCAGGAGUAUAUACGCGAGUGACAGCCUACCGUGCUUGGAUAACCGAAAAAACUGGGGUCUAGAGCAAUAAAGGCAUCUCUGUGGCAAAGUCUGUAUGCAGGUGUAGGUCUAAAAUUCCAAAACCUUGCCUUUCAGCUGCAAAAGAACCCGAAGUUGCCCUAUUUUAACCUCCUGUCACAUAAAUAUCGUUUC